Messenger RNA from Physeter macrocephalus (sperm whale), 6152 nucleotides. Its product is annotated as myosin-3. The record is from RefSeq and is a predicted model, not a curated record. Gene Ontology annotation, cellular component: myosin II complex; cytoplasm; myosin filament. Gene Ontology annotation, biological process: muscle contraction. Bases 205 to 6030 code for a protein of 1941 amino acids. Lineage: Eukaryota; Metazoa; Chordata; Mammalia; Artiodactyla; Physeteridae. The transcript has 41 exons. Gene Ontology annotation, molecular function: actin filament binding; microfilament motor activity; ATP binding.
AGCGGGGGAUAUAAAAGCCCGCGGGCAGCAGCCCCUCUGUAGCUGCUCUGUGGGUGGAGGACAGUGGCAGCGCCCCUCGCUGGCCCUUUUCCGAGUGCGGCUUGGAGGACGCCACCUGGUUGCGGGCCUGCCUCGCUUUGGUCUGAUUUCCCACGACUGCUGUUGUCCGCUGUCCUCCCGUGGGUGUGACCCUCAGCUGACACCAUGAGCAGUGACACCGAAAUGGACGUGUUCGGCAUAGCCGCUCCCUUCCUCCGGAAGUCAGAAAAGGAGAGGAUCGAGGCUCAGAACCAGCCUUUUGAUGCCAAAACCUACUGCUUUGUGGUCGACUCGAAGGAAGAAUACGCCAAGGGGAAAAUUAAGAGUACCCAGGAUGGGAAGGUCACGGUGGAAACCGAAGACAACAGGACCCUGGUGGUGAAGCCAGAGGACGUGUACGCGAUGAACCCCCCCAAGUUCGACCGGAUCGAGGACAUGGCCAUGCUGACGCACCUGAAUGAACCGGCCGUGCUGUACAACCUCAAGGACCGCUACACCUCCUGGAUGAUCUACACCUACUCGGGCCUCUUCUGUGUCACCGUCAACCCCUACAAGUGGCUGCCGGUGUACAACCCCGAGGUGGUGGAGGGCUACCGGGGCAAAAAGCGCCAGGAGGCCCCGCCCCACAUCUUCUCCAUCUCUGACAACGCCUAUCAGUUCAUGCUCACAGAUCGUGAAAACCAGUCUAUUCUGAUCACCGGAGAAUCUGGGGCAGGAAAGACCGUGAACACCAAAAGGGUCAUCCAGUACUUUGCAACAAUUGCAGCGACUGGAGACCUCGCCAAGAAGAAGGACUCCAAAAUGAAGGGGACUCUGGAAGACCAGAUCAUCAGCGCCAACCCGCUGCUGGAGGCCUUCGGGAACGCCAAGACCGUGAGGAACGACAACUCGUCCCGCUUUGGCAAGUUCAUCCGAAUCCAUUUUGGUACCACGGGCAAGCUGGCCUCUGCAGAUAUUGAAACGUAUCUGCUGGAAAAAUCAAGAGUAACCUUCCAGCUGAAGGCCGAGAGGAGCUACCACAUCUUCUAUCAGAUUCUUUCCAACAGGAAGCCCGAGCUCAUAGAGCUGCUGCUUAUUACAACCAACCCUUAUGACUACCCGUUCAUCAGCCAGGGUGAGAUCCUGGUGGCCAGCAUUGACGAUGCCGAGGAGCUGCUGGCUACAGAUAGCGCCAUUGACAUCCUGGGCUUCACCCCAGAGGAGAAAUCUGGACUCUACAAGCUGACAGGCGCUGUGAUGCACUACGGGAACAUGAAGUUCAAGCAGAAACAGCGGGAAGAGCAGGCAGAGCCGGACGGCACCGAAGUGGCUGACAAGACAGCCUAUCUGAUGGGCCUGAACUCUUCGGACCUCCUGAAAGCUUUGUGCUUCCCCAGAGUGAAAGUUGGGAACGAGUAUGUCACCAAGGGCCAGACUGUGGACCAGGUGCACCAUGCCGUGAACGCCCUCUCCAAAUCCGUCUAUGAGAAGCUGUUCCUGUGGAUGGUCACCCGCAUCAACCAGCAGCUGGACACCAAGCUGCCAAGACAGCACUUCAUUGGCGUCCUGGACAUCGCGGGCUUUGAGAUCUUUGAGUUCAACAGCCUGGAGCAGCUGUGCAUCAACUUCACCAACGAGAAACUGCAACAGUUUUUCAACCACCACAUGUUCGUGCUGGAGCAGGAGGAGUACAAGAAGGAGGGCAUCGAGUGGACGUUCAUCGACUUCGGGAUGGACCUGGCCGCCUGCAUCGAGCUCAUCGAGAAGCCUAUGGGCAUCUUCUCCAUCCUGGAAGAGGAGUGCAUGUUCCCCAAGGCCACAGACACCUCCUUCAAGAACAAGCUGUAUGACCAGCACCUGGGCAAGUCCAGCAACUUCCAGAAGCCCAAGGUGGUCAAGGGCAGGGCCGAGGCCCACUUCUCGCUGAUCCACUACGCGGGCACCGUGGACUACAGCGUCUCGGGCUGGCUGGAGAAGAACAAGGACCCCCUGAACGAGACGGUGGUCGGCCUGUACCAGAAGUCCUCCAUCAGGCUCCUGGCACACCUCUACGCCACCUUCGCCACGGCAGACGCUGCUGAGAGUGGGAAGAAGAAAGUUGCCAAGAAAAAGGGCUCUUCCUUCCAAACCGUUUCUGCCCUUUUCAGGGAAAACCUGAACAAGCUGAUGUCAAAUUUAAGAACAACCCACCCUCACUUUGUGCGCUGUAUAAUUCCCAAUGAAACCAAAACCCCAGGGGCCAUGGAGCACAGCCUUGUCCUGCACCAGCUGCGCUGUAAUGGUGUCCUGGAGGGUAUCCGCAUCUGCAGGAAGGGGUUCCCAAACAGGAUUCUCUAUGGGGAUUUUAAACAAAGAUACCGAGUGCUGAAUGCCAGCGCCAUCCCUGAGGGGCAGUUCAUCGACAGCAAGAAGGCGUGUGAAAAGCUGCUGGCAUCCAUCGACGUUGACCACACUCAGUACAAGUUCGGACACACCAAGGUGUUCUUCAAGGCUGGCUUGCUGGGAACCCUGGAGGAGAUGCGGGACGACCGCCUGGCCAAGCUGAUCACCCGGACGCAAGCCGUGUGCAGAGGGUUCCUCAUGCGCGUGGAAUUCCAGAAGAUGGUGCAGAGAAGGGAGUCCAUCUUCUGCAUCCAGUACAACAUCCGAGCCUUCAUGAACGUCAAGCACUGGCCCUGGAUGAAACUCUUCUUCAAGAUCAAGCCCCUGCUGAAGAGUGCGGAGACGGAGAAGGAGAUGGCCACCAUGAAGGAAGAGUUCCAGAAAACCAAAGAUGAACUCGCCAAGUCAGAGGCAAAAAGGAAGGAAAUGGAGGAAAAAUUGGUGACUCUAGUACAAGAGAAGAAUGACCUGCAGCUCCAAGUACAAGCUGAAAGUGAAAACUUGUUGGAUGCAGAGGAAAGGUGUGACCAGCUGAUCAAAGCCAAGUUCCAGCUGGAGGCAAAGAUCAAGGAGGUGACUGAGAGAGCUGAGGAUGAGGAAGAGAUCAAUGCUGAGCUGACGGCCAAGAAAAGGAAACUGGAGGAUGAAUGUUCAGAACUGAAGAAGGACAUAGAUGACCUUGAGCUGACACUGGCCAAGGUUGAGAAGGAGAAACAUGCCACAGAGAACAAGGUUAAAAACCUUACUGAGGAACUCGCUGGUUUGGAUGAAACCAUUGCAAAGUUAACCAGGGAGAAGAAAGCCCUCCAAGAGGCCCACCAGCAGACCCUGGAUGACCUCCAAGCUGAAGAAGACAAAGUCAACUCUUUGAGCAAAAUCAAGAGUAAACUGGAACAGCAGGUGGAUGAUCUGGAAAGCUCCCUAGAACAAGAAAAGAAGCUUCGUGUAGACCUGGAAAGGAACAAAAGGAAGCUCGAGGGAGACCUGAAGCUUGCCCACGAGUCCAUAUUGGACCUGGAGGACGACAAGCAACAGCUGGACGAAAGGCUCAAGAAGAAGGAUUUCGAGUACAGUCAACUGCAAAGCAAAGUGGAAGAUGAGCAGACUCUGGGCCUGCAGUUUCAGAAGAAAAUCAAAGAGCUACAGGCCCGCAUCGAGGAGCUGGAGGAGGAGAUCGAGGCAGAGCGGGCCUCCCGCGCCAAAGCAGAGAAGCAGCGCUCGGACCUCUCCCGGGAGCUGGAGGAGAUCAGCGAGCGGCUGGAGGAGGCGGGGGGCGUCACAUCCACCCAGAUAGAGCUCAACAAGAAGCGGGAGGCCGAGUUCCUGAAGCUGCGCCGGGACCUGGAGGAGGCCACCCUGCAGCACGAGGCCACGGCGGCCGCGCUGAGGAAGAAGCACGCGGACAGCGUGGCCGAGCUGGGGGAGCAGAUCGACAGCCUGCAGAGGGUCAAGCAGAAGCUGGAGAAGGAGAAGAGCGAGUUCAAGCUGGAGCUCGACGACCUCGGCAGCAACGUGGAGAGCGUGUCCAAGUCCAAGGCGAAUCUGGAAAAAAUCUGCCGCACUCUGGAGGAUCAGUUAAGCGAGGCCAGGGGCAAGAACGAGGAAAGUCAGAGAAGCCUGAGCGAACUGGCCACACAGAAGUCACGUCUGCAGACGGAGGCCGGUGAGCUGAGUCGUCAACUGGAAGAAAAGGAGAGCAUAGUAUCACAGCUUUCCAGAAGCAAGCAAGCAUUUACCCAGCAGGUAGAAGAGCUCAAGAGGCAGUUAGAGGAAGAGAGCAAGGCCAAGAGCGCCCUGGCCCACGCCCUGCAGUCCUCCCGCCACGACUGUGACCUGCUGCGGGAACAGUACGAGGAGGAGCAGGAAGCCAAGGCCGAGCUGCAGAGGGCGCUGUCCAAGGCCAACAGCGAGGUGGCCCAGUGGAGGACCAAGUACGAGACGGACGCCAUCCAGCGCACGGAGGAGCUGGAGGAGGCCAAGAAAAAGCUUGCUCAGCGCCUUCAGGAUUCCGAGGAGCAGGCUGAGGCGGUGAGCGCUAAGUGUGCGUCCCUGGAGAGGACCAGGCAGAGGCUGCAAGCAGAGCUGGAGGACCUGGGGGUCGACGUGGGCAGAGCCAACUCCCUGGCUGCCGCUCUGGACAAGAAGCAGAGGAGCUUUGACAAGGUGCUCGCCGAGUGGAAAACCAAGUGCGCGGAGAGCCAGGCGGAGCUGGAGGCGUCUCUGAAGGAAUCUCGCUCCCUGAGUACCGAGCUCUUCAAACUGAAAAAUGCCUACGAAGAAGCCUUAGAUCAACUUGAAACUGUGAAACGGGAAAAUAAGAAUUUAGAGCAGGAGAUAGCAGAUCUCACAGAACAGAUUGCCGAAAACGGUAAAACCAUCCAUGAACUGGAGAAAUCAAGAAAGCAGAUCGAGCUGGAAAAGGCUGAUAUCCAGCUGGCUCUUGAGGAAGCAGAGGCCGCUCUUGAGCAUGAAGAGGCCAAGAUCCUCCGAAUCCAGCUGGAACUCUCACAAGUGAAAUCAGAAAUCGACAGAAAGGUGGCCGAGAAAGACGAAGAGAUCGAGCAGCUGAAGAGGAACUACCAGAGAGCAGUAGAGACGAUGCAGAGCGCUCUGGACGCCGAGGUGCGGAGCCGGAACGAGGCCAUCAGGGUCAAGAAGAAGAUGGAGGGGGACCUGAACGAAAUCGAGAUCCAGCUGAGCCACGCCAACCGCCAGGCCGCAGAGACCCUCAAACACCUCCGGAGCGUCCAGGGGCAGCUGAAGGAUACCCAGCUCCACCUGGAUGAUGCCCUCCGGGGCCAGGAGGACCUGAAGGAGCAGCUGGCGAUCGUGGAGCGCAGAGCCAACCUGCUGCAGGCCGAGGUGGAGGAGCUGCGGGCCACCCUGGAGCAGACGGAGCGGAGCAGGAAGAUGGCAGAGCAGGAGCUCCUGGACGCCAGCGAGCGCGUCCAGCUCCUGCACACCCAGAACACCAGCCUGAUCAAUACAAAGAAGAAGCUGGAGACAGACAUCUCCCAAAUGCAAGGAGAGAUGGAGGACAUUCUCCAGGAAGCUCGCAACGCAGAAGAGAAGGCCAAGAAGGCCAUCACUGACGCGGCCAUGAUGGCCGAGGAGCUGAAGAAGGCGCAGGACACCAGCGCCCACCUGGAGCGGAUGAAGAAGAACCUGGAGCAGACGGUGAAGGACCUGCAGCAGCGCCUGGACGAGGCUGAGCAGCUGGCCCUGAAGGGCGGGAGGAAGCAGAUCCAGAAGCUGGAGGCGCGGAUCCGAGAGCUGGAGUCUGAGCUUGAAGGGGAGCAGAGGAAGAACACUGAGUCUGUCAAGGGCCUGAGGAAGUAUGAGCGGCGGGUCAAGGAGUUAACUUACCAGUGCGAAGAGGACAGGAAGAACGUGCUGAGAUUACAGGAUCUGGUGGACAAACUUCAAGUGAAGGUCAAGUCCUACAAGAGGCAGGCCGAGGAGGCUGAUGAACAAGCCAACGCUCAUCUCACCAAGUUCCGAAAAGCUCAGCACGAGCUGGAGGAGGCUGAAGAACGGGCCGAUAUUGCCGAAUCUCAAGUCAAUAAGCUGCGCGCGAAGACCAGAGACUUCACCUCCAGCCGGAUGGUGGUCCAAGAGAGUGAAGAGUGAGUGAUCCUCGGCUGCAACAGGACAGAAAAUAUGCGAAAUAUGUAUUUUCAUGGUUCCUGACCCUUAUACUUAAUUUCCACGUGACUGCUUUUCACAUGCAAUAAAUUUUGCUUUGUUUUCAA